UAUCAGUUGUCAAAAUUCCAUUUCGUGUAGAUUGCUGAAUAAAACACAGAUGAAUAAUACAUUCGCUUAUCGCAUAUUGUCAUUACAAAAUACACAAAAAGAAUCAAAAUUUGUCAAUAUUGGAAUUAUCAAAGACGUCAUUGUGUUGAUGAAAACUUGCUAUGAUUUUGAUCAAAUCUCAUUAUUAUCUCAUGGUCAGAACUGCUAUAAAAGAAUAACUAUAUAUUGGUGAAGUUUAUUGGUAAACCAUAUUUCAUAGCGGACUUAUCUGUCAGUCAAUCUUCUUCAUUGAAAUAACAAUGCAGAAAGAAGCUUGAUUUAAUUAUCAGCAGAUGUGCCGUUCAGAAUAACAAAUAUUUGUAAUGAUGGAACCGAAUGUUAUUCUACUUAGUGUUUUGUUUAUAUUUACGGCCGUGGUAACUUGUAAUCAGCCAAAAUGUGAUCCAAGGAAAGAUAACGUUAACAGAAAGUGCCAAAAGCCCUGUGCUAUAGAGGCCUGCAAAAGUAAAAGAAAAGACUGCUUAUGUGAUGGAGAUUGUGGGUUAAGUUGUAUAAAUAAAAAUAUGAAAUGCGAACCUAUAGGUUCUAUUCAGUACGGAGAAGUUACUGUCCUACCAUAUAACAAGUUCGCUGCUAUAGCAAGAUACGAAUGUCACGAAGGAUAUGAAAUACAUGGGAAACAUCAGAGAGUUAGGGUAUGUCAAGGAGAUGGACAAUGGAGCUUAUCUCCCCCUGAAUGUAGAAUAAACAUUAAUCAGUCUAUUCAAGCAAAAGCAGAAUGUGGAAAGCCUCCUGUUGUCAGCCAUGCUCAUCAUGAUGGAGAAAUCUAUCAGACUACUUUCGAUAUUGGAAGCAUGUUACAAUAUACAUGUGACACAGGAAACACUGGCAAUCAAAAUGAUAUUAGUAGGGCGUGGUGUGUAGGUGCAGGCAUCUGGGUUGGUCCUAAGAUGACGUGUAGUAGUCCAGGAUGCCCUCGACCUAGAUCAAUUGAUAACGGAAGAGUAAAAGAACCCUUUAAAAAUAGCUUUGGAGAUGAGAUGGAAUACCAGUGCAAUGAAGGAUAUUUCUUGACUGGAAGGAGAAUGAGGACAUGUUUAGCCAAUGGUACAUGGGAUGGACAGGAACCCAGUUGUGAAACUGUCACUUGCCAGGAACCACCAAAAAUAGUGAAUGCAUUGCAUGAUGGCUAUGACGAAUCUAGUUUGUAUCCAGCCGGACGACAGGUGACAUACGAGUGUACUAAAGGGUACAGACAAAAUGGCGGACAUCCACGUGCAAUGUGUAACGGGGAUGGUGAAUGGGUAGGACUAAGUCAGUUUGCUUGUGGUCCUGUGAAUUGUGGUUUCCCUGUUGAUAUAAAGGAUGGAUGGAGAGAAGGGCAUAUGUUUGAGUACAAAAAUCAAGUUAAAUAUAACUGUAAACAAGGGUACAAACUUCAUGGUGAUAUAAUAUUAACAUGCGAAGCUGAUGGGAUAUGGGAAGGACUAGUGCCUGAAUGUAUUCCUGUUGAAUGUCCACAUCUCAGUUUACCUCGCUAUGGUACAAUUAUUGGAUCAGGAAAUGCUUAUGGCACGGUUUUAAGCUUUGAAUGCAUGAAAGGUUUCAAACACAAGGGAUCAGUAGAAAGACGAUGUCAAGAAAACGGGCAGUGGAGUGGAGAUGAUGUUACAUGUUCAGAAGUCAACUGUGGAUGGCCAAAACCCUUUUACAACGGAUAUCUUUUAGGUCAGAAAACUUCCGUUGGAUCAGUUAUUUUCUACAGCUGUGACAUUAGGACGAAUUUUGAAGGUUCAUCACUUAAGACAACAUGUCUAGAAAACGGGACCUGGUCACAUCCUCCACCUCUAUGCUUAGGACAGUGUCUUAUUCCUAGUAUACCAGAUGCAACUUUGAAUGGACAACCAGACAAACGAGAGGGUGUUUGGGCUCGUCAUGGGACUGUUUUAAACUAUCAGUGUAAACAAGGAUUAGUUCCUGAUGACAAUAGACCCGUGAGAUGUGACAAUGGGACAUGGACUUCUCAACCUAAAUGUACACCUGCUGCAUGUAAAGGUCCACCGCCACAUAUUGAUAAUGGAUUAAGGAUAUUUGAAGGAUUGAAGCAUAAUAACAGGGCUAAAUAUAUAUGUAGGAAUGGUUAUCAGUUACUCGGAAUUACGGACCACUCGCCCUAUCUAAUUUGUCUAUAUGGAAGUUGGAGUGGUGGAACGCCUAAGUGUAAAGAAUUUUAUUGUCCAAAUCCAGCGGUUGCGGCACCACUGAAAAAUGGAAAAAUUUAUAAAAGAGUCAACAACGGAAAGUUUCAAUUUCAAAAGUACAUAACAACCAUAAGGCAUGGAACGAGACUUUUAUUUAUCUGUGAUCCAGGUUUUAUCAGAAAAGGUCCCAGUGGCGCAACAUGUGUAAAUGGAACAUGGAGCCCAAGUAUAGACAAUCCAGGAACAAAAUGUGUAGAACAAAAUCAUCCUGAGUUUCCAAAACUUUGGAUGGCAGAAGAAGAAAAAAAUAGAGAGAUUCCUUGAAAAAGUGCAAUUAGAUGCAAGACUUACCUAUCAUAUAUAUUAUAUAUCGCUAAGCAGACAAAGGCAUAUUUACACAAACGCUUGCCCUAACAAAAUAUGUGUUGUUGUAUAGUUAAUAUAAUUUAGUUAAAUGUGACAUUUUGAAGGCCUUAAACUUUCUAUAAUGUUAUCAAAAUAUUGUUUUAGGUAGCACUGGGGUAAAUAAUUGCAACUGCCAUUUUUUUAUUAUUCUUUUGCGAGGAAUUCCAAUUGAAACUUUUUACCGAUGUUCGUUGGUUUGGUAUACAUUUUUAUAAUGUGAGUCACAAAAAAGGCAGUCUUCAUCUUUGAUAUUGUACCACGUUAAAGUUUUGUAAGCGUGUGUUGAGGCAAACUGAAUCGACAAAAAAAAAUUAAAUUGAAAUUUUGCGAUUUUUCCAAUUUUAAACAUUUUGAUUUUCAAAAUUGAUGUUUGUCAGAUCUAACCAGUUUUUUUUUACUAAUAAUGUUAUUGUUCUCUAUGUUUAUGGUAAUUAUCAGAAAAAGAUGUAAAUUAACCCAGAAAACUGGAUGCCUUUGUUAUAUUCAAAAUCACCUUUAAAGAAGAGAACAGGAGUUUACAAUGUGAACGGCCCUUUGAUAUAUUUGAUGCAGACGGUUUUUAUUUUUACCAUUUUAAAUGCCUUUUUGAAGUUAUGAAAAUGUUGUUGAAAUGCCUGUAUUGUCGCUAUAAAUUAAUGUUAAUUUUCAAAACUUUUAACAAAGAAAUUCAGUAUAUUUGCAUGAAAUUGAUUUACCACUUUAAUCAUCUUUUUAAAUAAUAUCAUUUUGCCUAAAAAAUAUUUGUUUAUGCUAUCAAAAUAAUUAAAGUCUUUGUUUUAUUA
This is a messenger RNA of Mytilus californianus (California mussel), 3388 nucleotides long. RefSeq names its product protein lev-9-like. Bases 363 to 2525 code for a protein of 720 amino acids. The record is from RefSeq and is a predicted model, not a curated record. The transcript is spliced from 13 exons. NCBI's taxonomy places the organism in Eukaryota, Metazoa, Mollusca, Bivalvia, Mytilida, Mytilidae.